Molecule: messenger RNA, 383 nt
Organism: Daldinia caldariorum
Lineage: Eukaryota; Fungi; Ascomycota; Sordariomycetes; Xylariales; Hypoxylaceae
Exons: 1
Coding region: 119-349 (76 amino acids)
Source: RefSeq, a predicted model, not a curated record
AGCUUUUGGGAUUGCGCCGGGCGUGAGCGUGCUGCUAGAGCUUAGCCGCACUCAAUAGUGCUAUUGAAGGUGGUGGCAGAAUAACCACCGGUGUCCUGUCGCCAACCUCAAAUUGUAUAUGGUGUCUGCGUUUUUCUUGUCUUGGCACCAAGACCAGGCCUUUACUAGCCUUUUUUGUUUCAUUUUCCUUUUCAGCUCCCAGGGAAGUGCUCGAUUAAAAAGACCUAGGCGUCUAAUAAGGACAAGAUUCACAAACGAAACAGCCGUCAUAUUUAGGCCACGUGCUAGAAGUUUCGCACGAAGCCACUCGGGGACACAACGGGAAUAUAAUGGUAUGACUGACCAGUGACCACCACCACGGACCCUUGCGCAGUCCUUUGUCC